Molecule: messenger RNA, 1020 nt
Organism: Penicillium malachiteum
Lineage: Eukaryota; Fungi; Ascomycota; Eurotiomycetes; Eurotiales; Aspergillaceae
Product: alpha/beta hydrolase
Exons: 2
Coding region: 1-1020 (339 amino acids)
Molecular function (GO): hydrolase activity
Source: RefSeq, a predicted model, not a curated record
AUGUCCGGCAUUCCUGGUGUCACACAACCUCCUUAUCCGAUCCACGAGUCUGUUCGAGACCAGCUGGAUCCGGAGUAUGUCGCGUUCUACAACAAAUAUGUGAUAAAUAAUCAACAAGUGCAUCUCCAACCCGUCGCAGCAUCUCGCACAAGUGGUGUCUUGAUCCCAGGCGCGGGACCGAUGCUAGAGGUUGGCAAGACUGAAGACCUCACGAUUCAGCGACGAGAGACCCAAGGACCCCCGAUUGCAUUUCGAUGUUUUACACCGAAAGGUGAUGUACCAGCUGGUGGAUGGCCAGUGGUGCUAUAUUUCCACGGCGGCGGAUGGGUUUUGGGAAACAUUGACACGGAGAACGUGGUGUGCUCGAACCUCUGUGUACGAGGCAAUUGCGUGGUAGUGACGGUGGACUACCGUCUUGCCCCCGAAGACCCAUGGCCAGCUGCGGUACACGAUUCCUGGGAGGCCUUGUUGUGGUUAGCUGCAGAAGGUCCUGCCAAGUUAUCAAUCAACAUGUCCAGAAUCGCAACAGGUGGAUCUUCUGCUGGUGGUAAUCUCGCUGCAAUUAUGACCCACAAGGCCUUGACCCUCUCACCCCCGGUACGAUUCCUAACCCAGCUUCUCUCGGUCCCCGUCACAGAUAACACGGCCACUGUUGAGAACAAUGAGUCUUAUCGUCGCUACGAACAUACUGCUGCCUUGCCUGCUCUGAAAAUGAUUUGGUAUCGUGAACACUAUCUGCCUAAGCAAGCUGAUUGGGCCAAUCCCGAGGCCAGUCCCUUGUUUUAUGGGGGUGACUGGUCUCAGCUCCCGCCUGCGCUGGUGAUGGUUGGUGAAUUGGAUGUGCUGCGAUCUGAGGGCGAGCAAUAUGCUGAGAAGCUGCAGAAGGCUGGUGUGGCGGUCGAUCUUCAGGUGAUGAAGGGUAUGCCACAUCCAUUCCUUGCAAUGGAUGGAGCGCUAUCGGAGGGAAAGAGAUGCAUUACAUUGAUGUGUGAUGCCUUGCAGCAGGCUUUCUGGAAUUAA